UCCGCCCAAGAGUCCGCCCUUAACGAGAGUGUGUAUCCUACUGUCGGCUUAGGUUUUGGGUUCCAAGUUCGAAGGCAACAAAAAGACACAGACAGAGUAGAGUUUGGAAGAGAGGCACAACAGGGAGAAAAAUACCGCCAUUGAAGACCGCCGAGGCUAUUGCUGAUAAGAAUGAUAACUGGUGGGAAAAGCCUUGUUUCUUCAUCUCCCGCAUUUUCAAGUGAUGGGAAAAAACUAUUGGUCUGUACCGGCAAUACAGUUUCAAUCUUUAGCACCUCCACUGGCUUACAGAUAACCGAAUUGGAAGGUCACACAGGACUUGUUACUUCUGUGAUUGUUGUACCGUCUCUUACCCCAGCAAGUAAAUUUUUGUCUUAUUGCUGGACAUCGUCGCUGGAUGGAACUAUUCGUUACUGGGACUUUUCUACAGCACAAGUUAUCAAAAAAUUUGAUACUGAGCUGCCGAUAUUCUCAAUGGUGAUUCCGAAUUUACCUGGACUAUCCAAUGAGAGCAGUGGAAAAGUAUCAGAUCCUUUUGCUUUUGUAUCAGUUGAAGAUACAAACACAACAGAUGACAAUGCUUUUAGGGGAAAAAUAUGGAGAUAUAACUUAGCAAAAGGUUGUAAAGUUGGUGUAGUUCUGACAGAGACUAGACACCCGGAGUAUAUAACUAGCAGUCCCUCGGGAGAUUUUUUUGGCAUUCGACACAAGCGCAAGGUUCAUAUAUGGAAGAUCUUUGCUAAAGACUCAAAAUAUGAUGUCAAGAAGAUAACACUGCACCACACUAAAAACUUCACAGCCGUUGCGUUUCAUCCAACAGAGAAAAUCAUAGCUGCAGGUGAUUCAACUGGAAGGAUUUUGAUCUGGAGAGGUAUUGGAAAGAAAACUUUUUCCGGAGGACGCAAGAAUGUGAUAGUGGUAAAGAAUGAUGAAACUGCUCCUGGGGUGAGGGGUGAGGAUGAUGCCGAGUCAUGCUCAACAUGGCAUUGGCACCCAUCUGAAGUGAAGGUUCUAUCCUUUUCUUCUGAUGGAGCUUAUCUAUACUCAGGGGGAAAGGAGGGAGUUCUAGUGGUUUGGCAGCUCGAUACAGGCAAACAGAGAUUUCUUCCGCGUAUUGGAUCCCCACUUACAUAUUUGGCAGAGUCUUUGGAUCCUACUCUUUCCUCAAUAUCUUGUGCAGACAAUCAAAUACAUCUUUUGCAAAUGCCUUCCAUGGAAAUCUUGAAGUCCAUCGCUGGGAUUAAGCUUCCUUCCCUUCUCGACGUCGAAGAGGGAUCAUGCAAUGUUAUGGCCUUCGAUUACAGCACUGGUUUAGUUGCAUUGAGAACAGAAACCUAUUCAAUACAAUUCUACAGCUUGUUCGACGACCGUGAGAUUUCACAGGUUCAAGUAUGUGAAAGAAAUCAUCAGCCUGGUGACGAAAUCACUUUAAUUGUAAAUUUAUUAGCUCUCUCUAAGGAUGGCACAAAAAUGGGUACGGCUGAAGUUAAGCUCUCGGAGGACGGAAUUGGUGGUCUUGUUUGUCUCAGAUUUUGGGAAGCUGGGAAUCGUAAGGGUGCAUUCUCCUUGUCAACUGUUAUAUACGAGCCUCACAGCGAUGCUGGAAUUUCUGCGAUAGCCUUCAAUCCCACUCGUAAUAUGGCAGUUAGUGCUUCACAUGGUGGUGACUUUAAGAUUUGGGUUCGGAGUUCUGAUCUGCAACAAAAAGAUCAAGUGCCUCAGAAAUUUGGCUGGAGAUGUAACUCCGUUGGUUCAUACAAGGAAAAGCCAAUGACAGCUGCUGCAUUUUCUGCUGAUGGGUCUGUUCUUGCUGUUGCUGCUGAAACUGUUAUUACGUUGUGGAAUCCAUUAGAAAAUGUUCUAGUUGCUGUAAUCGGAGAUACACCUACGCGAAUUGUGUCCCUUACUUUUGCUGGGAAGUCAGAAUAUCUUGUGUCAGUAUCCAGAGAUUCAAAGCCACAGCUAUCAGUUUGGAGUACAUCAAAGCUUUCUAAGUUGUGGUCCUAUAAUCUUCUUAUCGAAGCUGUGACCUGUACCAUGGAUGGUACUUGUUUUGCUGUUCUAGCCCUUAACCCAAAACUAUCCACAUCUAAUGAGACUGCACAUGAAAGCAUGGAUGGCGUAAUCUUAUUAUUUAGUGUGGAGGAUGUGGUUCCUCUGGCAACCUGGACAGUAAACAAGGCAAAGGGAGGGGGACUAUCAUUUAUUCAAGGAGACCCAUCUUCACUUGAUAGGAAACCUGUCAGCGAAGAACAACCUGCUGAGGUUCUUGUUUAUGUCAGUGGUGACCAUGAGUAUAUCAUCUUCGAUCCACAUGGCAAAGAAGACAACACCAACAGGGUAUAUCGCCGAGAGAGUGUGGUCCCCACGGAGGAGACAGGAAUAUCUGGGUAUGCAUCUAUUUAUGGUGAGCUUCCUAAUAUUAGCGGCACUGAGAAAAAUCAGACGCCGCGGAUUCCAUUUGUGCCUUCGGAAAGGCCUUGGGAGAGCAUAUUCAGUGGAUCAUCACAUGUCCGUCUACCUCUUACAAAAUUAUGUUCAGUAUUUUUGGAAUCCUUGCUUGAAAGAAGGCCAGAAGCUGUACAAUAAAGUAGGAUAGCUCAGAAUUUCAUCAAUUUUGUUGGAUAUAUUUAUAAUCACCUGUUAUAUCUUUUCAUGCCCACUUAUACAUCUUAGCUGUUUAUGACGGGGACAGAGGUGGAAAUUUUUUAAGGUCAGUGAUGUGUAUGCGGUUAUAAAAGAUUUUACUUCUUCACACUGAGAAGGUUUGUUACAGGGGACCAACUGUUUCACCAAGGAGGUUCCAAUAUAAAAAGAGAAGCAUGCGGGUGGUGCUGUAAUCCUUGUAAGGUAGUAGAAGUGGCAGAUUCAUCAUGUGAUCGUAGUCAAAAUUUUGUUUUUCACCCUUUGUAAUGUUUUGUUACUUGACCUUUUAUGUGUGGUUGAAAUCAUUUUGAUUAGUUUUCAUCUUCGUUUUUGAAAUUUCAUUUCUUUUUGCAGAUUAAAAAUUUAUAUGCCGACC
Papaver somniferum (opium poppy) is the source of this 3022-nucleotide messenger RNA. RefSeq names its product WD repeat-containing protein 75-like. The record is from RefSeq and is a predicted model, not a curated record. Gene Ontology annotation, molecular function: protein binding. Bases 172 to 2589 code for a protein of 805 amino acids. The transcript is spliced from 17 exons. NCBI's taxonomy places the organism in Eukaryota, Viridiplantae, Streptophyta, Magnoliopsida, Ranunculales, Papaveraceae.